Molecule: messenger RNA, 558 nt
Organism: Microthlaspi erraticum
Lineage: Eukaryota; Viridiplantae; Streptophyta; Magnoliopsida; Brassicales; Brassicaceae
Source: the annotation of a GenBank genome assembly
AUGGAGAGCGACGGCGAGAAGAAGAAAGGUAUACAAUCGUCAUCAUUCAGGCUUCGAAGCCCAAGCCUAAACGCUCUUCGUCUCCAACGGAUCUUCGAUUUGUUCGACAAAAACGGCGACGGAUUCAUCACCGUCGAGGAGCUGAGCCAAGCUCUCACUCGUCUCGGCCUCAACGCAGAUCUCACCGACCUCAAAACCACCGUCGAGUCGUACAUCCAGCCUGGGAACACCGGCCUCAAUUUCGACGAUUUCUCUUCCCUCCACAAGACGCUCGACGACUCCUUCUUCGGCGGAGCUUGCGACGACUCUUCGCCGGAAUCCGCCGCGGAAGACGAGUCGGAUCUCGCGGAGGCGUUCAAGGUGUUCGACGAGAACGGCGACGGGUUCAUCUCCGCCAGGGAAUUGCAGGCGGUUCUGAAGAAGCUCGGGUUGCCCGAAGGAGGAGAGAUGGAGAGAGUGGAGAAGAUGAUCGUCUCCGUUGACCGGAAUCAAGAUGGCCGCGUUGACUUUUUCGAAUUCAAGAACAUGAUGCGCACCGUUUCGAUCCCUACCUCUUGA